This is a messenger RNA of Nematocida ausubeli, 8886 nucleotides long. RefSeq lists its product as uncharacterized. The coding region runs from base 1 to 8886 and encodes 2961 amino acids. The record is from RefSeq and is a predicted model, not a curated record. NCBI's taxonomy places the organism in Eukaryota, Fungi, Microsporidia. The transcript has a single exon.
AUGAAGAUAAAAACAAAAAGAGAGAAACAGAUUAUAAAAAUAGUAAUAUUAUGGAUUGUGUGCUGUGGAAGGACAGACAGCAGCCCCUUUGCAGAGUUUUGGAGAAACGCGAAUGAUUACAGCAGUAAGACAAUAUGCGAUUUUGAGAACCUUGCUAAAAACACAAAUGGAAACAGCAAUGCAUAUGUAUUGGAUGUGAAUAUGUGGGAUCAUGUAGAGAAGUAUCUGGAUUGCCCGAAUGAAAAUCCUGCGUAUAGAAUACACCCAAAUAUAUUUAUUACGGUAAGCAUGGAAGAUGAUAAAGAGGUGAAUGUAGGCCCAUUGCAGCUAGAAAAAGUUAUUAGAAAAAUAAUGGUGCAGAGAGCAAAAGCAGUGCACUUUUAUAAAUUGACACUUGGAGCGGACAAGGAAGGCGUGCGCUCGUAUGCAUAUGAUACUCUAUACAAGAAAAUAACAAAAAGCCUGAAUGAUGAGGCCAAAGAAGAAGAAGAGGCAAUUAGAGAAUGGAGAAAUCUUAUGAUGGUAAGAAAAUUGUAUGCAGAUAGACUUAAUGCAAAGACUGAGCAAUUCAAGAGACUUUUAGUAUGUGACUAUAAAUGUCGAAGUGACAGAGAGGUAUCCAAGGUUGACAAAAAGUAUAAUGAUUUGUAUGCUACGAAGGCAUGGAGCAUUGUAAUACAGAAUAAGAAAUUGCUCCCAAAAACAAACCAAAUAUUCUCAAAGAGUGUGGAGGAGGCAAGAAAUAUAUUAAGGAUUGAACAUAUUGCUAAAGAGAAAGAAAAAAGGCAGAAAAGAAGAGAGGAAACACCGCUGCUCAAGAGGUUGUUCAUAUAUAUGUGCAAGAAAAGACUAAAGAAUAAAGAUUCGAAUGCAGAACAGCCUGCUGAGAGCGAGAACAAUAUUUAUUGGACACCAGUUCCAGUAAACAACAGAAGUAUGCUAAUAGAAGUAGAAAAUGAAAAUGAAAAAAUAAGUAAAGUUGGUAAUCUUGAGAGACCAGAAGGGGAUAUAUUAUCUAGGGUGUUUAUGAAGUCAGUGGUCCAUGAAAAGACACUUGAUAACAUAGGACCACAUGAGGAGCCGCUUUUGAUAAGAAAUGUCUCCGAUGGCGAAACCAUGGGAAAUGAUAUGAAUAUGCUAUAUAAUGCCAAAGAGGGUUGCUUGCACCAUACAUGCAUAGAUAUAGUUGACAGAGCAUAUGGACAAAUGUUAGAAAAUAAUUCGUGUAUGUCUAAGAUAGUAGAAAAAAUGAGAGAAUUGGAUGCGGAUAGUAGAGUGGUCAAGCUAAUACUUCGUACAUUUUAUCAAGAUAUUAAGGAUUUUGACAGAGUUUCGAAAGAUAUUCGGGUUAUUAUUGCUGCACUUAAUCCAAUACUUACUUCUGAGCGUAUGGCAGGCUUUAAAAAAUGUAAACUUUUUAAGCUAAUUGAGGAUCUAAUAGUGCUGGAAGUGAAGCAUAACCAGUAUAUGGUGCAGAUUCUAGAAAGAGUUAAGUAUGUAAGUUCUACCCAGAGUGAAGAGUUGGAAAAUGAAAUAACCCAAAUAUUUGAGCCACUCUAUGCUGUAGUGGAAAAGAUACAUGCAAGAAGAAUAUCUAGUUAUUCUGAUGCAAAGCAGAAAACUAGUGUUAGUGUGCUAGAUAUACAAGGGUUGCCUAUAGAACAAGAAGCGUCGCUGCCCAAAAAGGAUAUAACCCAAAUUACUUUGUUCAUGAAGAUAGUGGUGGAAUUAAAGAAUGAUUUUAUGAGUAUGUACCCAGAGUUUCACAUAGAUCACAUCACCAAUAAGAAAGAUCCGAUGGAGCCUAAAAGAAAAAAGUAUUUGCCAAUUAUGUUUGACGAUUCUUUUAGUCAGAUACUUAGGCAAAAAGACAUAAGUGGACAGAUUCCCAGGCCCAUUGCUCAUAUGGGCAUUAAAAUGCCUGAGUACGAGUCAGUCUACCUGCAUACGGAUUUUGUCUUUUGGAAUUGCUCGGCCGAGGCAAUUAGGCUUAUUUGUAGUGUGCUGCAAGAAUACUAUACAACAGUAAAUUGCAUUAGUCUCAAAUACUGCAAAGUAGGGCUUGAUGGAAAAGAACUGAGCACUUUGGAUAUCCUCCACAGAACCAAAAAACUGUUUAUUAUAUCAGAUGAAAUAGUUAAUAAUAUGAGUAGCAUCACAAAUACAUUCUUAAACCUAGAGGUGGUUGGUGUCAAGGAUGGUGUUGUACCCCAUGAAAAGCUACCAGGACCGUGGAUGCCAGGUCAUCUAUACGUCAGGGACAUUAAAACAUACAAAAAUAUAUCCUCUGCUAAAGAAAUUAUAAUAGAGGAAGAAAGUGAAAAUGUGCACGUUUCCUCAACAGAUGAGGUGUUAGAAGAGAGCUUUUCAGGAAUGCCUGAUGGAUUGGUGCAAGAGGGGAAUAUAAACCCAGAUAUGUACACUGAAAUCCAUUUUAACAUAUCAGAGAUAGACUCCAUUAAUGAAGAAACUACCUCUUUACAAGAGACUGCCCCUUUACAAGAAACUGCAGACUAUGAGGAGCUGCCAAAUAGUGUGAUUGAAAGCGUUCUUUCAACAAUUCAGAAAGAAUAUCCAAAGAAGUUUGGCCAUAAUAGAAGCAAAGCUGUUUAUAGUGAGAUACUAAGUAAUAUUGCGAAUUUGAAAAAAGCAGACGACUCUAGAAGAAACACCAUAAAGAACAAAAGAAAAAAUAUUGAAAAAUAUGCCCUGGACAAUUUAGAUUCCAAACAAGCUUUAAAGUAUCUAAAUGACCUAUUAAAGCUUUUAGUUGAAAUAGUUACUGAAUGGGGUGAUGAAUUUAUCUGUUCCGAUAGCAAGAUAAUGGAUAUGUACAAACUGCGUAUGCAGGCAUUGAGCUUGAUUUACUCAAAGAAAAGCGCAAUGAAGUACAUGAUUCUAGACUAUAGCGCAUUUAGAGAAAGUCUAAAAAAGAUAAAUAUAUGCAGGAUUGGAAAGAACUACACGAAAAUGCAAGUGGACAUGGGCCCUGCUAUAAAAAACCAAACUGAUGAAUGCAGCAAGAAGGAAGAGAAAUGCAUGGAUGAUUUAAUGAAUAUCUUAAAUAGCUGGAUACACAUCCAUAAACUAAAGGCAGAGGUUAAAGUAGAGGUUUACAAUUCGAUUAAAGGCGGAAUAGAGAAACUGCAACGCAUAAAAAAGCGUGUAGAUCUAAAAAAGAAAAAAAUAACACCCUCUAGUGAAGAAGGUGAUGUUUACCCAACAUCUAGUGUACAAAAAGAAGCAGUCUUCAUAGAUUUCCAAGUUGAAUUUAUUGACUACCAUUUGAAGGUUCUAAAUAUAGUGCAUGAUUAUUACAGCAAUGACCGCAUAAUUAGUCAAUUGAAGUCUAGAAACCGAGAUAAUAGUUCGAUUAAGGCUCGUGGUCUCACAAUAGAGUUUUUGUUCCCAAGAGAGAAAGAUAUAACACAGGAUUUCCUGCUCCAGCUCCAUAAUAUGCUGGCAUCUACUGUUAAGGAGAAUUUGGAUGAGUUACAUUUGAUUAUUACAGUAAAUGAAGUAGAAGACCCAGAAAACUACAAAGAAUAUCUAAAAGAAAUAGCCACUUUCUUUGAGAAUAAUAAUCAGUGCAGGGAAAAAGAAUAUUUCCCGAAUAUAUACAUGUUUAUAAAUGCAGUAGAUAUAGAUUUGUGCUACCAAGUCAUGCAGGGCAGCAGAAUGGAAAUUAAGAAUGAAAGCAUGGGUAUAAUAGAAAACGUGGCAAAUAGCUUUUCAAAAAUUAGAAAGCUGAAAGACCAGAGCUGGGCAGUGCCCAGAGUGAUCAUUCGGAAUAGCACGCUUAGAAAGUAUCUUUAUGGGCGGCUAAUUGCAGGAGAGGCAGACACGUACAAAGUAGACAAAAAGCCGAGCCUAAGGCAGAUUUAUAUGAGGCUGCUUGCUCUGAAUGGAGUAAAGCUUCCUCUGCAGGCUGUGCAGGAGGACCAGAUUGAGGGUUCGUACAAGUGCACUGUAUGCCAGGAAAAACUGUUAAACGACUCGUCUGAAAUGUCCACCCAGCAGGUAGAGAAUCUUAAAAUUGCGCUGCAGAGGCUAAACAAGUACUUGCCGAACAGCCCCGAAAGACGGGCCUCUAAGAAACUAGCUGAAAAGAAGAUAGACCAAGCAAAGGAGUACGCAGCAGUAGUAAUUGAUAUCCAGAAUGUUUUGCAAAGAAUAGAGCAAAAUGAUUUCGUCAAUAUACUGAAUCUGGCGAGGGAAAUAGUAGAAAGUGAAGGUAGUAGUGCUAUAGUAAAAAAGCUAAAUCGCGAGUUAGAAGAAGAAACACCGGGAAUUGAUUCUUAUAAUAGAGCAUUAAAACGAAUUAGAGAUAAAGAAAAUAGGCUGUACUCCAGAAGAGAAAACUACACAAUGAAGCUUUCAAAUACCCAGGAUUCAUUAGACAGCGCAAUGCUCAAGAACAUAGAGCUUUCUGUUGAUGAAAAGUGGGAAAUAGCAUGGCUUCUUUCUGAUGUGCUGGAUAGGAAGCACUUGAAGAACUGGCAGCAUUACACUGAGGAGCAAGUAAACUACAUUCUACGAGAGAAGGCAUUGGUACAUGUGAAGGAGGUGCUCAGCUGUCAUGAUAUGAAUAGACAGCUGCCUAGCUUGGAGAGCUGGAUUGGGGAGCUGCCUGACAUAGGAAGCGAUGUUGCGUUCUUUGCCGUACGAAAGCUGCUGCAGUUUAUUGAAGAAGCAGAAAAUGGAAGCGUGCUGUACCCAUAUAGCAUUGAUCAGAAGAAUGCACUCUUUGCAGAUGUGUUUGUACAUCCGCUAAAUAAGGUUGUGCAAGAUGUUUUGAAGAACUGUCCAGAGGAAAGAGAAGCAUGUAUGCUCAGCAUAUCUUCAGUAGACACAGAUAAAAGCAAGUACAGAAUACUCAUGAUAAAUCUAUACAUUAACUGGGUAAGCAACAUUGUAUCUGGGAAAUACCCAAUAGAGAAUAGAAACACGGAUAUGUGCAUUUUUGACAUCCGCAAAAGCACGGAAUCUGUGUACCCAGCAGUUAUUAUAGCAGUUAUCAAAUGGGCAGAAAAGCAGCAUCUUAAGGAUAUACUGCGGCUUGCAGAUAGUGAGAAGCUGAUUGUGCCCUCUAUUGAUGACAUAGACAAGAAAAAUAAGGAAUUUAAAAACCUGAUUCCUGAUAUAUUCACAAAAGAGCUGCUCAAUUCAACAGACAUGCUAGAGUAUCCACUUAGUCUGUUGAUGCCAAGAGUUAAUAAUUCUGAACAGCAGAUAGAAAAUGCAGUUUGCACAAACACCCCUGCCAAUCGCACACGUCUGCCAAUUAUUUGUCACAACAGAAUCAAUCAGAAAGUGCUGGAAGCUGUAUCUUCUGAUGAGGUUUCUAGAAAUCUUGGUUCUACACAGGCUAGUGUAGCUAUUCAAGAAGAUAUCCCCAUUUUAGAAGAAGAGGAGGCGGAAUUACAUGAACUCUAUGAAGAACCCAUGUCUAUUGACAACCCAGUGAAUACGAUGUCCGAAGAGAUGCUGAAUAUUCUAAAACAGCUAGAAUCGUAUCUAAAUACUCCCACUCCAAAAAUAGAAGAUAUAUAUGAUAAAGGUGUUUAUUACGAAAUUGCUCCUGAAUCCAUACCCAGACAUCUAACUGCUAUAGAUAUGCUAAUGAAGAGAAUUAUCAGGACAUUUGAGAAUGUGCAAUCGUAUGAAGAUAUUAUUGCAAAAAGGAUGCAACUUGAAUAUAUCGAUCUCAUAUACUAUAACAACAGAGCUAUAGAGCUUUUGCAUAAGAUGUACGAUGCUAUUAAAAACAAUGAUUCUAAAGCACUGAAUGAGUGCAUCCUUGGAAACUACAAGGAAAUCUACCAAAUAGACAUUAACGUAAACACUCAAAUAUAUAAUCUGAAGAUGCCCUUAUACAAACUAAUGAAUACUUGCGUAAAGAAGCACAAGUUAUCGAGGUUAUACAAGAGGCUGCGGGAUGAAAAGAUAGUCUUUAAACUUGCAAAGACACUGCAAGAAGGGAGUGAUAAUGCAUGGAAAAUAGCCUGCGAGAAAGUGCUUAAUAAAAAGCAGGCACAAAAGAAAGAAAAGCCUGCUGAGAGCCCACAGGAGGAUCCUUGUACUACUUCGAAAAAGACAUAUACAUUAUACAGAAAUUCACUGAAUGAAAAAGACACAGAAAAAUGGAUGGAAAAUUGUCAUGGGGAAGUGCAAGACAUUAUCGAUAAUAUUCUUGAGAAGGAUAUUGCAGAUGGAGGGCUUCAAAGCACAUCAGGAUUUGGAGAGAAGAAAAUAGGCAAGGAUAGGGAGAAAACCUCGCAUGGAACAAAGCUGCUUGUUAUUCUUCCAUGCAGCCAUAUUUUCUGCUAUAUGUGUGCAGUGCAUGGCCAAACCAAUAUGACAAUGGCUAUGCAUAAUAACGAUGUAAUACAUAAUACUCGUAGAUAUCCAUCUCUAAAGAAGAAUGCUGCCUGCCCACUCUGCAAGGUAACUACAAAAUAUCCACAGCACAUGGCUAUACUAGAGGAUGACUAUGACCUAGCAGUAAAAAAUAAGCAGAAGUAUGUACUCUGGAAUGGAGUGCACAAAUAUACUGGCCACAUGCCUGUAGAGGAAAUGGAUGAAGAGACGCUCAGAUCUAAAAAAGUCGAGUAUAUGAUUCGUAAACGAAUGUUUGUCUAUGUGGACGGAAGGCAGCUCUCAGAGAACAGUAAAAAGAGAAAAGACAUUGCAUCUCAAAAAAUCAAAAUCGAGAUCUUCCUAUACAAUAGACCGGCUGCUACUAAAUCAAACUUAAAUUUCAACUAUGAUGAUUAUCCAUUGGAAAUCAGCACAGAUAGAAGCAAUAGAGAUCAGGAGGCUCUUAUGCAGUUGCUGGAUAAAGAAAUAGAAGAUGAGCAGGAAGUGCCACCCUUUGAUCCUAGCAGUAAAUAUGCACGCAAUGAAUGGUUUAAACUUUUAGUUUCCAGGUUCAAGUGGAAGGGGAGAGAAAAGAAUGACUUGGUUUUAAUAGAGAUACCAACAUACAGCAAUAUUCCACCAGUUGAAGUUAUACCAUAUAACCUCAAAAAACCAGAAUAUGCCAUAGAAGAUGGAAUAGUUCCAAAAGUGGCGCCUUUAAAGGAAAAUGGAAGCUCAAAGAUUCCCUCGCUUAUUACCUUGUUAAUGGAAAGAUCGCGAGAAGAUACUAAUGAAGAGAGCUGUGAAAUAAGUAGUAGUUAUAGUUAUGGGGGCCAAGAAAGCUCCUGUGACUCAGAACACGAGAGAAGAAAGGAGGAGGAGGAAAAAGCAUACGAAGAUAAGCAGGCGCUCAUCUUUAAAAAUCUGCGCUUUGAAGACUGCAGCACGGACUCACUAAUAGGCCCAGAUGAAGAAGUGAAAGAGUACUUGCAUAUCCUGGGAAGUACACAAAGUGAGAAAAUUCAGACAGAUAAAGAAAGCGAGAGGAAUUCUGCCCUAAAUGAAGAGAAGAAACCGCAUGUAUUGGAUGAUAUACUUCUGUACACGCUGGGAGAGUACGUACAGAGAAAAUAUAAUAAUUCAUUUGUUGAACUAGAAGAAUUAUAUAUGAGCAUAGCAGAAACACUUGCUAAGAUAUCUUACAUAAUGCAUGAUAUUACAAUUUUUGACAUUUUCAGUGCAUGCAAUUCAAAUGAUAAAGAGGGCCAAGCGCUUAGUGAAAGAAACAAAAAAAUAGAAGAAUUCCUAAAUGGUCAGAUAAGUUUCCUUAAAAGACAGAAUAACUUUUACUUGUUUUACUCUCUAUUCAAUUGCCCUCGACCUAAUGUGGAUUACACAGAGAUAAACAAGAAGAUUGGUUUGGACAAAUACAGGAGUGAAAAGCACGAAGCAAGUUUAAAGAAACAUAAAUAUUUAAAUUUGCACAGAAAUAGUAUAGUAGAGAAAAUCAAGGAAAUCAAGAAAAUCAAGGAAAUCAAGAAAAUCAAGAAAAUCAAGAAAAUCAAGGAAAAAUUAGGAGAAAACAAUCUAGAUGUGAAUGAAAUUCUAUUUUCAGAUGCUUUCAUUUAUGAAGAUAAUAUAGAUGAUGUUUAUAAAACUAACCCGCCCAGUUUAUGGUCAAAAGUAGUCGUAAUGUCUAAGCACAGCGACAAAGUAGCAUCAGACAAAGUCAUAUUAUCAGACAGCGGAGAAAAAAAUAGAAAUAUUGAAUUGUUAGUAAUAGAUGAUAGCAAUCUUAUAAAUAUGAAUGAAGACAGGAUAGAAUUACUUAAACGUAACAUUAAUAUCUACCAUUUCACAAAUUCUUCUAUCCCAAGAAUAUUCAAAUCUUCUAAUAUAUUUGAAAGUCACGUUUUAAAUAGAAUGCUUUGUCUUCUAACCCGUUUGGGUAAUCCCAACACUAAAGAAGAACACACAGAUCCAAACAUGUCAAAUGUAGAGGAGAACACUAGCCUCAUAACGCUAUUAGAAUCUAAUAUGAGUGAUGAAGAUAUAACCAAAAUCUUUCAAAUAUUGAAUGAAACUAAACAAGAUGCAGAUAUUGGCAAACAUCUGAAUUUGCAAAUUAGAGCGAUAAUAACAUCUAAUGCAAGAAGCAAAUUGGUUUUAUAUGGACGUAAUCUUGUAAGAUUUGUCAAUAAUGAAUGUUUGCUGGAGAUAAAUACCCUCAAAAGAUAUACUGGUAUAGCGAAAAAGGCGCUUGAAGAGAUCAAAGAUACUAAUAUGGUUUCCGAAAAAACUAAGAGAGAAUACCGCACUGUAUUUUCUUUACUUGAAAAGCAAACAUGCAUUCUAGAAGACAAAGAUUUUUCUUCUUCGCUGGAAAAUUUUAAAUCAGUAAUGCAUCUUAUAGAUGUUGCAACUAGUCGGAUAAAAGAGCUUGAAGAUGAUUGGAAUGAUAUAAUUACAUCGACCCCUCUCUGGAUUAGGAAAGAUGUGAAAACAUACAUACUAAAGACGCGCUAA